Messenger RNA from Neurospora tetrasperma FGSC 2508, 1980 nucleotides. Its product is annotated as eukaryotic translation initiation factor 3. The record is from RefSeq and is a predicted model, not a curated record. Gene Ontology annotation, cellular component: eukaryotic translation initiation factor 3 complex; cytoplasm. Lineage: Eukaryota; Fungi; Ascomycota; Sordariomycetes; Sordariales; Sordariaceae. Gene Ontology annotation, biological process: translational initiation. Bases 5 to 1780 code for a protein of 591 amino acids. Gene Ontology annotation, molecular function: translation initiation factor activity. The transcript has 3 exons.
AAUCAUGACGAACCCUACUCCUGGCCUUUCGGGCCUCGUCGACCUCAUCGACUCCCUCCCCGACCUGGGUGCCACUUGGGGCCCCGCCAUCACCACCGAGACCACUCUCAAUGGCGUCCCCUACGCCCCCUACUCCAAGGGCGACAAGCUCGGCCGCAUGGCCGACUGGACUGCCGAUUCCAAGGAUGGCCGCGACGGCCGUGGCGGUCGCCAGCAGUACAACAGGAACUUCCGUGACCAGCAGAUCUACGGUGCCGGUUCCACCUCCAUCUUUGCGCCCCCCGUCGCCGAGGACGAGUCUUCCUUCUCCGUUGUCUCCAACGUCAAGGACACUGGCAAGACCCGCUUCGGUCGUGGUGCUGUCUUUACUAGAGGCCGUGGCCAACGCGGCGGUGCUGGCGCCCAGGCUGGCAGGGGUGGUGGCCGUCAGACCUUCCAGAGGACAGGUCGCGGUGGUCAGCAGUACGGUGGUGGCUACGACGGUGGCCGCGGUGGCCGCCAGAACACUGGCGCUCGCGGUCGCCGCUUCGGCUGGAAGGAUUAUGACAAGCCCCAGCGCAACCGUGAUGCUUCGAUCAACAUCAAGGGUGACUGGAAGUUGAUUGAAGAGAUUGACUACAACCGUCUCAGCAAGCUCAACCUCGAGACCGACGAGGGUGAGGAUGUCGAUGACUACGGUUUCCUCUACGCCUACGACCGCUCCUACGACAAGCCCGUGGUCAAGAACGCCGAGCGCAGGCUCGCUGCCAUCGACCGUGCUGCCUACAACGUCACCACCUCUUCCGACCCCGUCAUUCAGGAGCUUGCCGAGAAGGACGAAGCCACCAUCUUCGCCACCGACAACAUCCUCUCCAUGCUUAUGUGCGCUCCCCGCUCCGUCGCUCCUUGGGAUAUCGUCAUUUCCCGCCAGGGCAACAAGAUCUUCUUCGACAAGCGCGACAACGCCGCUCUCGACCUUGUCACCGUCAACGAGAACGCCGCCGACGCUCCGCUCGACGCUUCCGAGGGUUCCAAGGAUGGCAUCAACCAGCCCCACGCCCUUGCCGAGGAGGCCACCUUCAUCAACCACAACUUCGCCAACCAGGUUGUCGUCGAGAACGAGUCCGAGAAGGUCAACAUGGCCCACGAGAACCCCUUCUACAACGCCUCCGAGGAGAACGUCCCCCCUGCCUCCAAGGCUUACAAGUACCGCCGCUUUGACCUCUCCACCAGCGAGGAGGAGUCCACCUUCUUGGUUGUUCGUACUGAGAUCGACGCUGUUCAGAAGAAUGCCACCGACGGCAAGAACCAGCUCGUUACCGUGCACGCCCUUAACGAGUGGGACAGCAAGGCCCAGGGCGCGGGCGGUGCCCUCGACUGGAGGACCAAGCUCGCUUCCCAGCGUGGUGCCGUUGUCGCUACUGAGAUGAAGAACAACAGCUGCAAGCUCGCCAGGUGGACUGUCCAGUCCAUUCUCGCCAAGGCCGACGUCAUGAAGCUUGGUUUCGUCUCCCGCGUCAACCCCAAGGUCAACGACAAGCACGUUAUUCUCGGCGUCGUUGGCUGGAAGCCCAAGGACUUCGCCAAUCAGAUGAACCUCCAGCUCUCCAACGGCUGGGGUAUUGUCCGCACCAUUGCCGAUAUGUGCCUCAAGUCCGAGUCUGAGGACGCCAAGUUCGUCCUCGUCAAGGAUCCCAACAAGAACAUUCUUCGUCUGUACGAGGUCCCCGCCGGCAGCCUCGACGAGGAGGCUGAGGAGUUGGACCAGGUCGAGGAGGAUGGUGAGGAGGCCGAGGAAUAAAAUACCUUUGGACGUGUAGAGUGGGACAUUGUAAUAGGAGGCAUUUGCUGAAGAGGAAUAGAAAGCCUCUAUGAUGCAAAAUGUGUGAGAGGGUUAUGAGGAUUUGGGGAUCUGAGCAAGUGCGAUAUGCUCUCCCCUGGACCGAUGGGAAGCGGAGAAUAAAAGCAGUUUCAUUAUUCAGUUCAAGAGCGUUUUUUGCC